AGAUGUACUUGAUGCCCAAAUCGAUGCUGUCGCAUAAUCGAUGCUGGAGCAUACUCCUAGUCGGCCGCGUUGUAGCUGCUUUCGCCUCAGUUGUUCCUCAACAAAAGACGAUCGAUGCAGUUGACCGAAACAACGUCGCAGGCCAAGAGCAACGAACUGGUGCACAACAGGUGGGAGAAGAAGCCGAGCUUCCAGUUCAACCACAACAAAAGUUAAGUAUAUUAUUUGUACAUGUAUCAUGCAUAAUCUAAGUAUUUGAUCUUCUUCACGAGAAGAAAAACAAAAUAAACUAUGUAGCUUCUCUGAUGCACGAUACAAUUGACAUCUCGUCUCACUCGCAACAUAAAAUCCACGAAAGUAGAACAACAGGCAGCGAAGCGUAGGUAAAGUCAGUAUUUUGCAAACAACAAACACAAAGACAAACCUGCGGUUUGGGAAAUGCAUGGGAAUUCAUCGGGUGACUGUUUCAAUACGGAAACUAGUGCAUUGACGAUCCGGAUAUAAGUCAUCCUUGUGAUCCGGAUCGGUGACGCAUUGCAUAAUACAGAUUUACUCUUAUAUUAUUCGGACUGAUGUUGUAUUGCGGAUCCAUCAUUCUCUAAUGUACCAUCCUAAAGCAUGGCGUACACAACUCGUUUUUCCGACUGAGGGUCACGUGCUAUGUGAGGAGGCUAGGGAUGAAACGCAUGGCACCUGGACCAGACGCGAGCAAGCUGAAAAAAGAGAGGAGGAAGGCCACGAUUUGGUCACUGGAAUUAAGGCACGUAAUAAAGAGUAAGAGACGCUAGAUGAGGAAAAUCAGCUGUGGAGAGUAAGGAAAUUCAGCUGUGAAAAGUAUUGAAGACUGGCAUUAAGGCUAUUACAUCUAGGAGCUAGCUACUUAGCCUAGAACUUCUAUGUGAUAACGAUAAGGCUUCUUAGGCGAUCGAGCAAGGAUUGCAACAGCACCAAGCGCGCGCAUGACAUUUCCUAUCCGUGAGGAUCAAGUCAUCUGUCUGUGUCAGUCCAGACUGUUGUCACGACGUCUAAUCUAGUCAGACUGGUGUCGAAAGGACGUGGUUCGAGGUCAUCGUUAGGGAGCAGCAGCGAUGAAGGUGAUGACGAAGGUGCGGAGGUUGGAAGACAAGCGAGUGAAGAGGCCGCCGCGGGGGAGGAGAAUACACUGACGCCUGAAAGGUCAAUUUCAGGACAAGGCCACACUUCGACUGCGGCACGUGAUUAUGGUUAAUUGUUUUCUUAGAGUAGUGUCAGAUAUCCUUCUAUGUCACUCAGUGUCAAGCACUGUUGUACACAGAGAGCACUGUUGUACACAGAGUCAAAUGAAAACUUACACAGAGUCAAAUGAAAAAGACAGCAUAACUUACACUUACACAGAGGCACUCCCACAUACCUAAAGUUCUUCUAACUACACAUGCACUUCUUCUUCUAACUACACCAAAGUAGGACCUCAGUAGAGGAGCUGAAACAACACCUCUUCCGACGACUUCGGGAAAGAUUACUCUACUUCCAAAGUUCCAAGCCGCCUGCAGGGCGAAAAAAUGUACUGGAUCCGUUUUUAUGA
Amoebophrya sp. A25 is the source of this 1561-nucleotide messenger RNA. The record is from the annotation of a GenBank genome assembly. NCBI's taxonomy places the organism in Eukaryota, Dinophyceae, Syndiniales, Amoebophryaceae.